AUGGACGCCGUAAACACACCAGCGCUACGACGCUCGAAGAGACGAGCAGCUGAGGCUGUGUCACCCUUGUCACCAAUUCAUAAACCAGACAUUGUGCAUACCUCCAGCACUCCCACCAAACGAGGGUCAAAGCGAGUCCGCUUCUCGACAGGUUCCGACGAUGCUACGGGCAACAUGAGCCUGGCUCCUGGCUCCACUGGACUGACUCCAGCUGUGUCUAAACACCGACUCGCUACACCAAAGUCAAGACGGCGCGUCUCUACACCGGCUCCGAAACGCUCCGUAUCGACCCCUGUGGUGCUACCACCAUCCAGUCCCCUCAUCGAAGGAGAGCUACAGAUUGUGCCUUUGCGCCAAGCACUUGACUCUCGCAUGCAGCGCCGAAUAGCUCGCAAUGGUAUGGCGGAGGAAGUCGAGGCGUACUAUCGAGAUAAGAAGCAAGACAAGCAGCAAGUGAAGGACAUGCAGGCGCAAAUCGAUGCGAAGGAUGCUGAGCUGAAGGCUCUGAAGUUCAAGGUUGCUGAUACGGCGAAGCCAACAAGAAGUCUGAGUCCUGUCCGCGAAGAGGCCGAGACCAGUCCAACUCUCGACCCCCGCAUCGCCGAUGUCGAAGAAGAGCUCAGCCUACUGCGGCGAAGCUUUCAGGAGUUCGAAGAAGCCAAUAUACCGUCACUAGCGGACGAUGAUGAAGGCAUCUUUGGCGGCUCAGACGACUGGAUUGAUGUACCCCGGGAUAGCUCCUCUGGUCCCAGAAGUGAGUCGGGAGACACGAUUCAGAUUUACGAAGACCACGACUCGGUCCAGCAUCCCUCAACUACACGAUUGUCGUCAAUCAACGACGCCCAGGACGCCACAACCAUGGGAUUGGAGCUGGCAUCAGCUCGCCAAGCCAAAAAGUCAUUCCUUCAGUCAUCGUUCGGUCGUCGAUCCCUCGAUGCAAGCGAUAUUCAAUUCGCCGAUUCGCCAUCCAAGCCGACUGCGCACGUUUCAAGUCCUAUGCCCAAGGUCAAUGGCGACGUUCUCGCUAUGCUCAACAAGCAGUUGAAAGCCGCAAAUGCACAUGCAGAUGACACAGAGCUAGCACUCCAGGCAUUGGAAGGCGAAGUCCGUGCUCUGUCUUCAGGUUUCACUGACGACCAGGACGCAUUGACUGCUCUGAAAGCAUUAGCGGACCACUUCCGUUCUGUGCGUCUUGAGCUUGAACGUUUGCUGCCCGGCGAAAUUCCCAUCGGCCUAACUGCAAACCACGCACUUCUUCCUGAGCUUACGAAGAAGCUCAAGGAUGCUCUUGGUCAGCUAGCCCAACGCACAUCCGAGCUGCAGAACUUGCGCAAUCAAGAGAAGACGCUUCGAGGCAACUUUGACCAGACCACUAUCGCGUGCCAUGCUGCUCAGAAGAAGGCCGAUGAGCUCGAAAAGUCCUUCGAUGAGCUCAACGAGACUCUAUUGAAUGAGCGGCUACGUGCCAGCCGUGCUGAGGGAGAGCGAAACCAGAUUGAUCGUGACAACACCACUCUCCGGUGCAGUCUUGACAGCUAUCGGCAAGAAGUGUCACGGCUCGAAGGUCUGAUUGUGACCAUGGAAGCGGAACACCAGCUCGCCCUGAAAGAUAUGCGCAGCCAGAACGACGAAAAAAUCACUGAGCUUGAAGCCAAAGCUGCCGCAGAAACUACCGGUCGACGUGCAGCUGAGGACUCUGCGGUGUCUCGCCUCCGCAAAAUCCAAGAGCUAGAAGACAAGCUUCAACAAGCGAAAGAGCAUGCUGCUGAGGUCGAAUCUUCGCUCCAUCAGGAAAUCGACAACCUCGACUCCCGCGUUUCAAGCAGUUCCAAGGCCCUGGCCGUUGCAGAGCAGGAGGUAAACAGACUUCGGAAGCUCCUCAAGAAGGUCGAGAAGAAGUACCGUGACGAAGUCUUCCGUGGUGAGGAGGUUGUGCGCGAAACCCGCGAGGAUAUCAUGAAUGCUGCCGCGCGGUUCAUGGCCCGCAGCAAAAGCCACCGUCGCACAAGCAAGGUCAGUCUGGCGAACUGGGAGCUCGAAAGCGACGACUUGCAAAUGGAUGAGGCUGGACUGCCAAUGACGCCGAGUAGCACAGUGCGAUUUGCUGACUACAGUGAGGUUCGAGACCUUGUCAGCUCCGACUUUGAUGAAGAGGAAGUGGCCGAGAGCGAUGAUGAGUACGUUCCAGGAAGUGUUGAGACAGUCAGAGGCAAGAAGAGGAGUGUGCCGCUCACGCCUGCUCAGACACUGGGUGGCAAGCGCAAAAGUCGCAGAAAGUACGACAGCGGGAUCGGUAUCGAUGACGGGAUGAGCGAUGAUGAGGGCGAUCUUGAUGACAGCGGGCUAGCUACGCCUGACCUCAGUUCGGAGGCUGACAUCGAGAUGGACUCGCGGUCGCGAAUGAAGUUCUGA
This is a messenger RNA of Cyphellophora attinorum, 2412 nucleotides long. RefSeq lists its product as uncharacterized. Lineage: Eukaryota; Fungi; Ascomycota; Eurotiomycetes; Chaetothyriales; Cyphellophoraceae. The record is from RefSeq and is a predicted model, not a curated record. The transcript has a single exon. Bases 1 to 2412 code for a protein of 803 amino acids.